Papilio polytes (common Mormon) is the source of this 1731-nucleotide messenger RNA. It is a transcript of the gene RIOK1, whose product is annotated as serine/threonine-protein kinase RIO1. Lineage: Eukaryota; Metazoa; Arthropoda; Insecta; Lepidoptera; Papilionidae. Gene Ontology annotation, biological process: maturation of SSU-rRNA. The transcript has 4 exons. The coding region runs from base 96 to 1670 and encodes 524 amino acids. Gene Ontology annotation, molecular function: protein serine/threonine kinase activity; ATP binding. Gene Ontology annotation, cellular component: preribosome, small subunit precursor; cytosol. The record is from RefSeq and is a predicted model, not a curated record.
UCGAAAUAGAAGAAUUUCGAUUUUGUUCUUCGUGUUUUAUACCACAUGUGUUAAUUAAAAUUUUAUGAGAUUUUUAAAUAAAAGCUUUUAAAAACAUGGAAGUAGAAGGUCAAUUUAGUGACUAUGAAGAAGAUUUGUCAGUUAAAGUUAAAUCAGUUCGUUUUGCCGAGCUACCAGUAAUCCAUAAGGACCAAAGUGAUGAUGAUGACGAUGAUUUAGAUUCAGAUGAUUAUUUCUACGACUCUGAUGAUCCAACGCAAGGUAACAAAAAAAAGGAACAUGUAAAUCCACAAGCGCCAUCACAUAAAAUCAUCACAUACCAACCGAGUGAGAAGUUAUUUAAGAAAUAUGUAAAUAAAAUAAAUGUUAAUAAAUAUGAACCAAAUAUCUUUGAUAAUGCACAGAAGUUUAUGGAUUUAAAUGAUAGGAAAGUUGAUAAUGAGAGAAUAAGAGUGAAAGACAAACAUGAUAGAGCCACAGCGGAACAGGUUAUGGAUCCUCGUACAAAAAUGAUCCUAUUCAAACUACUCAAUCGUGGUAUUAUAAAUGAAAUAAAUGGUUGUAUAUCCACUGGUAAGGAAGCAAAUGUAUAUCAUGCAACAUCAAAAGAUGGUAAAGAUUAUGCAGUGAAAAUUUAUAAAACAUCAAUUUUAGUAUUUAAAGACAGAGAUAAAUAUGUAUCAGGUGAAUACCGUUUCAGAAAUGGUUAUUGUAGAUCUAAUCCUCGCAAAAUGGUUAGGACUUGGGCUGAGAAAGAAAUGAGGAAUCUUGUUAGAAUGUACAAUGCCCAGUUAAAUGUGCCCGAGCCAAUAAUAUUACGUAGUCAUGUAUUGGUGAUGACAUUUAUGGGUGAGAAGGGCUGGCCCUCACCGAAACUGAAGGAUGUAGAAAUAUCACAGUCCACUGCAAGAUCUUUAUACAGAGAUUGUAUUACGAUGAUGUGGAAAAUGUUUAAUAUUUGCAAAUUGGUGCAUGCCGAUCUGUCUGAAUAUAAUUUACUAUACCAUAAUGGGAAUAUUGUGGUUAUUGAUGUAUCACAAUCUGUAGAGCAUGACCAUCCUCAUGCUUUUGAAUUUUUACGCAAAGAUUGUACAAACAUAUCAGAUUUCUUUAGAAAGAGAGGUGUUGCUACGUUAACAGUUAAAGAACUGUUCGACUUUAUAACUGAUGCCUCAAUAAACGAAAAUAAUUUAGAAGAAUGUUUGGAGAAACUGUCAGAUAAAGCUGCUUCAAGAAAUUUUGACGAAAUGACUGCACAAGAGCAAGUGGAAGAGGAAGCUUUUAAAAAUGUCUACAUUCCUAAAAGGCUUACUGAGGUAAUAAAUUUCGAGCGCGAUAUCAGCAAGGCUAAGAAAGGAGAGACAGAUGACCUAAUAUAUAAGAAAAUAGCCGGAUUCAACGAAGACCUUACAGGAACUGUGGAUAAACCUGAAAUAUUGCAAGAAGAUGAUGUAAAUGAUGAUGACUCCGAGUCUGGGUCAGAAGAUACCUCUGGUGAUGAUGAUGAUAAAAAGGGCAAAUUUAAAAAUAGUGCUCGUCCGAAGGAUGAGUCCUUGGAAAGUAAAAAAGCUAGAAAAAAGGCUGUCAAAGAAGAGAAAGCUGAAAGAAGGAAAACGAAAACAAAGAAACACAUUAAAAAGAGACGAGACAAGGGGACCGGCAGAAAGUAAAGUUGAUAUUUAAUAAAUAAGUUUAUAAGAUUGUUUAAUGAAAUAAAAUACUUCAAUAAUA